This is a messenger RNA of Dermatophagoides farinae (American house dust mite), 2333 nucleotides long. The record is from RefSeq and is a predicted model, not a curated record. Lineage: Eukaryota; Metazoa; Arthropoda; Arachnida; Sarcoptiformes; Pyroglyphidae.
UAACCAGUGCUUUUCUUUUUUUUCCGAAAUCAAUAAUUGAACGAAAAUGUCAUCAAUGGAUGGAAUGGAACAUAAUAUGGAUGAGAAACGUGCAAAACGUGAAAUAGCCAAUAUGAAUGAAAGGCGACGUAUGCAGAAUAUAAAUGCUGGUUUUCAUUCAUUACGAACAUUACUACCUCAAAAACAUGAUGGUGAAAAAUUAAGCAAAGCUGCCAUACUUCAACAUACGGCAACAUAUAUUUAUCAAUUGGAACAAGAGAUUAAUAAAUUGUUAUCACAAAAUUCUGAAUUGAAAACUUUGGCCGGUGUAUCGGCAACUAAUUCAAAUACCAAUAUAAAUUCACCUGAUUGGAUGAAACGAUUACAAUCACAGCCACCGGAUUGUCCAAGCUGUAAACGACGUAAAUAUGAAAAUAAUCAUCGAUUAGAUAUUGAUUCAAGCCCUAUCAAUGGUGAUGGUUCAUCAACCGAAUCUUCAUCGGAACAUGAACUUAAUUCCAAUAAAUUUAAUCGUUCAAAAAGCAAACAAAAUGGCAAUUCACGAUUAUCUACAGAUGCAUCGGCUCUUCGAAAACAGCUUUGUCGUAUUGAAAAAGAGCUAGAAGAUGAACGUCGAUUACGAAUAAUGCUUCAAGAAGAAUUGCAAUAUCAAACAGGAAAAACAUUGAAUGGCAAUCGACAUUACCAUAAUCAUUCAUCCUCUGCAUUGGAACAAAUAACCGAUGAAGUGGAAGUAGCUAGCGAAUCAAUCGAAAUUGAAAUGCAAAGCUGUCCGGCUAGUCCUCCAGACAUGGUAAUUGCUGCAAAUGAACAGGUGAUAACAACAAGCGGUACGACAAUUUUUCCAACCGGCCAUUUUCAAUCACAACAAAUCGAUAUUGGUCAACAACAGCAACGUGUUCAGAAACAAAAUGCCAUUGCUUUGCCAAUCGAUGUUCCUUUUGUUGCUCCACAUGAAGUUGACAGUCCGACUGAAUCGAAUAACAUUAAAAACACUUCGAAUGGAUCGGUCGUUGUUUUGGUCGAUUCGAAUGUUAUGCUUGUCGAAUCGAAUCGAAAUAUGCAGGCCGCCAAUACUAAUUCGGCUUCCAAUUCAUCAACAAAUGCUGGUCAAAAAACACGAAUUUUACAAUUAGUCCCAAAUAAUUCGAGCUCUAAACAUGGUGGUCCAACAAUAUUGACGGCCAAACAUUCAAAUUUAACUAUGGGCAACGAUUGUAAAUUGAUUACAAUCAAAAAAGAAUCUUUGAAUGAACAGGCCAAUACUUCUCGUCAAAAUUUGAAUACCAUUGUCGAAGCCAUUCGACAUGUAGAAGGUGGUUAUUUCAAUGAAUCCGCAGACAAUAAUAGUAAAACGGUUAAUAAAAAUGAAACACAAGAUGAUUCAGAUCAAGCUAAUAAAAAAAUAAUGCUCAAGACCGAAAAUGAAAAUGAUAAUUCGGAAUCGGCCAAACGAAAUGCUUCCGAUUCAUUACCGAAAUCCAAAGCAAACGUUAUAUUGAAUAAUAUAUCAUCAAAUGCCAAGAUUGUAACUGUAUCUGGUGUUUCGAAUACGGCAGCAUCACGUAUCUAUCAUACAAUAUCAACAGCCAAUUCAUCAUCACCUUCAUCGACCACAACAAGACCUCAAAUUAUUCAAAUUCAGCGACCAAAUGUUAUUGUGGCAAAUUCAGUUGAAAAUUAAAAAAUUCUAGCAUUUUGUGUCUGUUUACAAUUAAAUCAACCAGAUUUUUUUUCAACUCUAUAAGAAUGGCCAUUUCAUAUUCAUCAAACUUUUCGAGAAAAAAACAAACAACCGAUUCGCCUUUUGUUUUUUAUAAUAAUGAUAUAAAUUCGUUUAUAUUGCUUGGUAUUCAUUCAUAGAUGGAAUACCUUGAAUUAUUGAACUGGUAUUUUGAUUUUUAGCUUAUUUCAAGCAAGCAGUGAAAAAAAACAACAACAUUCAUAGUCUUUUUUUUUGGUUCUGUGUUUCAUCCAACAAAUAACAUUCAUACACACGUCUACCGGGAGGAUGGAUAAAUUAGAAUUCUGAUGAUCAAUUUGAUUGAAAACAAAAUGUUGACAAAAACAACAACAACAACUGCAACAAAAUAUGUAUGGUUCAUUUCUAUUGUCAUUGUCAUUGUUGUUGCUGAUGCUAUUAUCGCCUCUUCUUUCUAUAUAUAUUUUUAAGUACAUCCUUUAAUCUGAGAUUGAUAUUAUCACUCUCAAUGACUCUCGAUUAGCGAGAGUUUUUCAACGUUAUUUUUUAUCUUCUAUCCAAAUAUUUCUUCGGUUUCACUUAUUUAAAAGAAACUAAAAAAAAAAAAAAUCAAACACUCAUUUCACAUAUA